Molecule: messenger RNA, 1078 nt
Organism: Vicia villosa (hairy vetch)
Lineage: Eukaryota; Viridiplantae; Streptophyta; Magnoliopsida; Fabales; Fabaceae
Product: probable pterin-4-alpha-carbinolamine dehydratase, chloroplastic
Exons: 3
Coding region: 134-775 (213 amino acids)
Biological process (GO): tetrahydrobiopterin biosynthetic process
Cellular component (GO): plastid
Molecular function (GO): 4-alpha-hydroxytetrahydrobiopterin dehydratase activity
Source: RefSeq, a predicted model, not a curated record
AGAGUAAAAUCAGAAGUUCCUCCACCAGUACCACAGGAGGCUAUUGUUAACCACUAAACAAAACAAGACCAAUCCAUUCAAUUCAUCUUCACAAUCCACCCUACCCAAAGAAACUAGUGCUCUCCAUAAAUCAAUGGCUACAACCAAGCUUCUAUUAUCAUUCCCUGUCUUGCAAUUGCCACAGCAACUGCUCCCCACCACCACCAAAAUCAACCCUUCCUUCCAUUUCCAGCCCUCUCAUACUUCAAAAGGUUUCUCCCCACUCCGCUCCUUGGCCAACGAUUUCUUGGGGGAUUUUGGUGCCAGAGACCCUUUCCCAGCUGAAGUGGAAAGUAAAUUCGGAGAUAAAGUUCUAGGUAGUUACAACACGGAACACAAAAUCCUCAUCCCCAAUAUCUCUGCUCUUUCUCUUUCUCAACAGGAGUGUCUUCCCAUUUCACCUUUACAGUCUCCUCUUUCCAUUGAGGAUGCUAACCAGCUUAUAAGAAAGGUUUUGGGUUGGAGACUUGUGAACGAUGAAGGGGUGCUUAAACUUCGAUGCUUGUGGAAAUUGAGAGAUUUUAAAUGCGGAGUUGAACUCAUUAACAGAAUCUCUAAUGUUGUAGAGACCGCAGGCCAUUUCCCUAAUAUCCACAUAGAACAACCAAAUCUAGUCAGAGCAGAACUAUGGACAACAUCCAUUGGUGGAUUAAGUAUGAAUGAUUUCAUUGUAGCUGCAAAGAUAGAUGCAAUAAAGACAUCAGAUCUUGUCCCAAGGAAAAGAGCUUGGGCUUAAUGCUCCAUGAGCUACAUAAAACAUUUUGCUAUGAACGUUUCUUGAACACAAAGUUUUCACUAAUUUGUGUUAUUUGAUGAAAUCUUUUAUUCCUUGCUCUCUUUUUUUAAAGUCUGUAUACACAUGUUAGAUGCUUUUUCAUUUUUCUGUUUGGUAACUGUGAUUUUGAGUUUGAGGGUUCGUGUUCAACUAAGAAUUAAACAUUAGUACCCCCUCCCAAAUUUAUAAGAUGUUUUAUAGAGACAAUUUAUUCUAAAUUAUAAGUCAUUUUAUAAUUUUAAUAAAAUAUUAAUGUUUAUUUUC